AUGUGGAUCCAGGUGCGGACCAUGGACGGGGAAACGACUCGCACGGUGAACUGGCUGUCCAGGCUGACCAAGGUGGAGGAACUGCGGAGGAAGAUCCAGGAGCUGUUCCACGUGGAGCCCGGCCUGCAGAGGCUGUUCUACAGGGGCAAACAGAUGGAGGACGGCCACAGUCUCUUCGACUACAACGUCCGCCUGAACGACACCAUCCAGCUCCUGGUCCGCCAGAGCCUCGUGCUGCCCCCCGCCGUCAAGGAGAAGGACCCCGAGCUCUCCGACACGGAUUCCGGCUGCUGCCUGGCCCAGAGCGAGUCCGACAAGUCCUCCACCCACGGCGAGGCGGCCGCCGAGACGGACGGCAAAGUGGGCCUGGCGGACGAGGCUGCGUGGGUCGAGACCGGGCUGGGUCUGUACAAGGUCAACGAGUACGUGGAUGCUCGGGACACGAACAUGGGGGCAUGGUUCGAGGCGCAGGUGGUCAGGGUGACACAGAAGGCCCCUUCCCGGGACGAGCCCUGCUGCUCCACCUCGGCGCUGGAAGACGAUGUCAUUUAUCACGUGAAAUACGACGAACCCACGUUCGUGUGCGAGGGCACAGCAGCCUGCUCUGAUGGCGGCGUUGACCCAGAAUGUUCUAACCUGCUCGUCUCUCCCAGGGAUGAUUCUCUCAACGACUGUCGCGUCGUCUUUGUGGACGAAGUGUUCAAGAUCGAGUACCCGGGCGAGGGCAGUCCCAUGGUUGAGAACCCGACGAGACGCAAGAGCGGGCCCUCCUGCAAGCACUGCAAGGACGACGUGAGCAAGCUGUGCCGGGUCUGCGCCUGCCACGUGUGCGGGGGCCGCGAGGACCCCGACAAGCAGCUCAUGUGCGACGAGUGUGACAUGGCCUUCCACAUCUACUGUCUCUGCCCGCCCCUCAGCAGCGUCCCCAGCGAGGACGAGUGGUACUGCCCUGAGUGCCGGAACGACGCCAGCGAGGUGGUGCUGGCCGGAGAGAAGCUGCGGGAGAGCAAGAAGAAGGCCAAGAUGGCGUCGGCCACGUCGUCCUCGCAGCGGGACUGGGGCAAGGGCAUGGCGUGCGUGGGCCGCACCAAGGAGUGCACCAUCGUCCCGUCCAACCACUACGGACCCAUCCCCGGCAUCCCCGUGGGCACCAUGUGGCGCUUCCGAGUCCAGGUCAGUGAGUCGGGCGUUCAUCGGCCUCACGUGGCGGGUAUCCACGGCCGCAGCAACGACGGGGCUUACUCCCUGGUCCUGGCGGGCGGCUACGAGGACGACGUGGACAAUGGGAAUUCUUUCACAUACACAGGUAGCGGUGGUCGAGAUCUUUCCGGCAACAAGCGAACUGCAGAACAGUCUUGCGAUCAGAAACUCACCAACACCAACAGGGCGCUGGCUCUCAACUGCUUUGCCCCCAUCAACGACAAGAAGGGGGCCGAGGCCAAGGACUGGCGGUCGGGGAAGCCGGUCAGGGUUGUGCGCAACGUCAAAGGUGGCAAGAACAGCAAGUACGCGCCCGCCGAGGGCAACCGGUACGAUGGCAUCUACAAGGUCGUGAAGUACUGGCCAGAGAAGGGGAAGUCCGGGUUUCUGGUGUGGCGCUACCUGCUGCGGAGGGACGACGAUGAGCCCGGGCCCUGGACGAAGGAGGGGAAGGACCGGAUCAAGAGGCUGGGGCUGACCAUGCAGUAUCCGGAAGGCUACUUGGAAGCCCUGGCCAACAGGGAGAAGGAGAAGGAGAACAGGAAGAGGGACGUGGAGGAGGACGAGGAGGAGGAGGAGGCGGAGGCGCGGGAGCAGGCCAGCCUCAGGUCCACCAGGCCGGGCAAGGGCAAGUGGAAGCGGAAGUCGGCAGGAGGCGGCCCGGGCAGGGCUGGGUCCCCGCGCCGCAUGCCCAAGAAAACCAGGGUGGAGCCCUAUACCCUCACUCCGCAGCAGAACAGUCUCAUCAAGGAGGACAAGAGCAACGCCCGGCUGUGGACCGAGGUCCUCAAGGCGCUCAAGGAUGGCCCGGUGAGCGCGGGUGGCGGGGCUUUCCAGGCGUUCCUGAGCAAGGUGGGAGAGGCGUUCCAGUGCAUCUGCUGCCAGGAGCUGGUGUUCCGGCCCGUCACGACCGUGUGCCAGCACAACGUGUGCAAGGACUGCCUGGACAGGUCCUUCCGGGCACAGGUGUUCAGCUGCCCAGCCUGCCGCUACGACCUGGGCCGGAGCUACUGCAUGCAGGUGAACCAGGCGCUGCAGACCGUCCUCGCCCAGCUCUUCCCCGGCUACGGCAGUGGCCGGUGA
This is a messenger RNA of Propithecus coquereli (Coquerel's sifaka), 2283 nucleotides long. It is a transcript of the gene UHRF1, whose product is annotated as ubiquitin-like with PHD and ring finger domains 1. Gene Ontology annotation, molecular function: protein binding; ubiquitin protein ligase activity. The transcript is spliced from 16 exons. Gene Ontology annotation, biological process: negative regulation of gene expression via chromosomal CpG island methylation. Bases 1 to 2283 code for a protein of 760 amino acids. Lineage: Eukaryota; Metazoa; Chordata; Mammalia; Primates; Indriidae. The record is from RefSeq and is a predicted model, not a curated record.